Molecule: messenger RNA, 342 nt
Organism: Monascus purpureus
Lineage: Eukaryota; Fungi; Ascomycota; Eurotiomycetes; Eurotiales; Aspergillaceae
Source: the annotation of a GenBank genome assembly
AUGACUCGUGUCAAAGAGUACUGGCUACCAGGAUAUGGACUGUCCCGGCACAUCGUCCUGGGCCAGAUACAAUAUUUCCUGGGACCCUCUGCCUCAGUCCGGCCAUACACCUACCAGGGACGUGAGGGUUACCUUAUUAUCGGCGUGCCACUUACACGGGAACAAAUCGACGAUUUAGCCGCCAUGUCUCGAGAAUACGAGCGCCAGGAGACUGUCAGGAUGGCCGGAAAUAAUGGCAAUUUUGAUUCACGAUCAGAACCCUAUAUCAAUGAGAUAAUACCGGUUCAUACGCGCUCUCGCAGGCGGUCCGUAGAGCCGAGAGAGUCACUACGCGGCCGAUGA